Molecule: messenger RNA, 1266 nt
Organism: Emiliania huxleyi CCMP1516
Lineage: Eukaryota; Haptophyta; Isochrysidales; Noelaerhabdaceae
Exons: 3
Coding region: 1-1266 (421 amino acids)
Cellular component (GO): nucleus
Molecular function (GO): protein binding
Source: RefSeq, a predicted model, not a curated record
AUGUGUGCGGCCUACACGUGCCGCACCUCGCCCGACUGGCGUGGCUCGCAUCUCGUCGCGAGCUGCCACAUCCCAGCUGGCGCGGUGCUGCUGACCGAGGCGCCAGCCGCCACGACGUGUGGAGAUGACGAGUCGGAGUCGGUCGAGGCCGCCCUGGCUAAAGCGCUGCUGGAGAGCGGCCGCGGCUCAGACUGGGCAGCGCGCUUCGCAGCGCCGCAGCAGCGCGGUGGAGCGACCGAGCACGCCGCAGCAGCGCCGCCGAUCAGCGACGAGGCGUUGCGACGGCUCUGCGCCAGCGGCGUCGACGAGGUGGCAGCGCUGGCGGUGUACGAUGCCGUGCGACACAACGCCUUUGGCCUCGAGACGCCCCUCCUCGGCGUCGAGCACGGCGCGGCCUUCUACGAGACGGCGGCGAAGCUCAACCACAGCUGCGACCCAAACUGCCUGUCCACCCGGCUCGGAGGCAACUUUGCGCUGUUUGCGGUUGCCGCCAUCGAGGAGGGGAGCGAGCUCUUUCACUCGUACCUGCCUCCCCGCCUGCUGGUUCUGCCGCGGCGCGCUCGCCGGGCCCACCUCCACUUUCCGUGCCGCUGCAGCCGCUGCGAGGCGGAGCCCGAGGAGCCGCCGUCACCGCUCGCGCAGCUAGGCUGGCCAGCCGCGCACGCCGCCACGGCGGAGGGGCACUUGGUCGGCCGGUUCAGCCUCCUGUGCGCCGGGGGUGCGCCGCGGGAGGUUGUGGCUGCGGGCGCCGGCCUCCUUUCCAACGCGCCGCUCGUGAGCACGCUGCGGCAGCGGCCGCUGGCGGCGCUGCAGGUCUGCUUGCCGCUGCUCGCGAGCAGCUGGCAGGCGCGUGCGAUGGGUGGUGCCGACGCCGCCGCCGACGACGAGGGAGGCUGGCUGGGCGGCUUUGGCGGCGGCGGGCGCGACGCGGCGCCUCCAGCUUGCCUCCGCUGCUCCCGGUGCAAGGGCGUGCUCUACUGCAGCGCUGUGUGCCAGCGGGCGGACUGGCCGUCGCACCGCAACCAUUGCACGCCGGUCGCCGCGGUUUCUGGCAGCGACGCUGCCGCCGCCGGCAUCAGCCGCUUGUCAGAGAGCGAGGACGACGGUGGCGAGGACGACGAGGUGGACGUCCCAAUCCGGAGGGUGGGGGCGGGAGGUGGCGCGGACACAGAGACGUUAGAGCAGUCGUGGGAGCGGAUGCAGGCUUCGGUCGCGUCAGGCCGAGCGCAACGUCUCGACGUCCAGUACGAAGUGCUUCAACGCUAG